AUGACCUUUGCUCAAAUCUCAUAUAGUAUCACACCCGGAUCUAAGUCCAAAGUCAAGUCGUCAGUUCAACGCUCGCUCCGUACACAGCUCAUACAGACUUAUCCACUGCUUUCACCAUACAUUGAUGAGAUAGUUCCAAAAAAGGAGCAAUUAGAAGCUAUGAAGAUUCCUGAUAGAGUCGUCCUCUAUCUACUAUCCUCAUCAUCCUCACUGAUUGGAAUCCCUCUGUUUUUCCAGCACAUGAAUGAUACAUUAUUACCACACCUUAAACUAGUCCACCGCUUCCCUACCUGCUUUCCCAGUAUACGUAUAGACCGUGGCGCUAUUCGUUUUGUGCUCUCUGGUGCUACGCUUAUGGCACCAGGUCUUACAUCGAAAGGCGGACGACUGCCGCCGGGGAAUGAUGAGGAAGGAGCAUAUGGAGAAGUGGGUGCUGGAGAAAACGGUGAAGGAUGGUAUGGUGGACGUGAGCUUCAAAAAGGCGAGCCGGUUGUAAUUUGUGCCGAGGGCAAGAAAGAGGCUUGUGCCGUCGGGCUUCUCAUCAUUGGCACGCAAGAAGUUAGGGCAAAGGGUAAAGGGCCAGUAGUUGAAGACGGACACUACCUAGGCGACGGUCUUUGGCAGCUGGGUAUCGAGAGUUGA
This is a messenger RNA of Blumeria graminis f. sp. triticale, 642 nucleotides long. The record is from the annotation of a GenBank genome assembly. Lineage: Eukaryota; Fungi; Ascomycota; Leotiomycetes; Helotiales; Erysiphaceae.